Messenger RNA from Ochotona princeps (American pika), 1968 nucleotides. RefSeq names its product tubulin tyrosine ligase (gene TTL). The coding region runs from base 226 to 1359 and encodes 377 amino acids. Gene Ontology annotation, biological process: protein modification process. The record is from RefSeq and is a predicted model, not a curated record. The transcript is spliced from 7 exons. Lineage: Eukaryota; Metazoa; Chordata; Mammalia; Lagomorpha; Ochotonidae.
UCCGCGGCAGCCCCCGACGACCCGGGCCGGCGCAGCCAGGGAGGGGAGCGCGCGGCAUCACGGGCCGGAGGCGGGACGGGGGCGGUGCCCGGGCCGGGAGGCGCGGCCGGAGCGUGGGCGCCGGCGCCCUCGGGGUCCCCGCCGAGCAGCUGCGUCCCUGGGCCGGCUCGUCCCUGCACCGCUGGCUGGGCUGCCCCGGGGCCCGGCGCGGGCGCGGCCUCCACCAUGUACACCUUCGUGGUGCGCGAUGAGAACAGCAGCGUCUACGCCGAGGUUUCCCGGCUGCUGCUCGCCACAGGCCACUGGAAGCGACUGCGGCGAGACAACCCCCGCUUUAACCUGAUGCUGGGGGAGAGGAACCGGCUGCCCUUCGGGAGACUAGGUUAUGAGCCUGGGCUGGCACAGCUGGUCAAUUACUACCGGGGGGCCGACAAGCUGUGCCGCAAAGCGUCCUUGGUGAAGCUGAUCAAGACGAGCCCAGAACUGGCCGAGUCCUGCACGUGGUUCCCUGAGUCCUAUGUGAUUUACCCAACCACACUCAAGACUCCCGUGGCCCCAGCGCAGAAUGGAAUCCAGCUGCCAGUCAAUAGCUCCAGGACAGAUGAGAGGGAAUUCUUCCUGGCUUCUUACAACCAAAAGAAAGAGGACGGGGAGGGCAAUGUUUGGAUCGCAAAGUCAUCAGCUGGUGCCAAGGGCGAAGGCAUCCUCAUUUCGUCGGAGGCCACGGAGCUUCUGGACUUCAUAGACGCCCAGGGCCAAGUGCACGUGAUCCAGAAAUACCUCGAGCGCCCUCUGCUGCUGGAGCCGGGCCAUCGCAAGUUCGACAUUCGAAGCUGGGUCUUGGUGGACCAUCAGUACAACAUCUACCUCUAUAGAGAGGGUGUGCUGCGGACGGCGUCGGAACCGUAUCACAUGGACAACUUCCAGGACAAGACGUGCCAUUUGACCAACCACUGCAUUCAGAAGGAAUACUCCAAGAAUUACGGAAAGUAUGAAGAAGGGAAUGAGAUGUUCUUUGAGGAGUUCAACCAGUACCUAACCAGCGCUUUGAACGUUACCCUGGAAAACAGCAUUCUAGUUCAAAUCAAACACAUCAUAAGGAGCUGUCUCCUGAGUGUGGAGCCCGCCAUUAGCACCAAGAACCUCCCUUACCAGAGCUUCCAGCUCUUUGGCUUCGACUUCAUGGUGGAUGCGGAGCUGAAGGUCUGGCUCAUUGAGGUCAACGGCGCCCCUGCUUGUGCUCAGAAGCUGUACUCCGAGCUGUGCCAGGGCAUCGUGGACAUAGCCAUAUCCAGGGUCUUCCCGCCCCCUGACGUGGAGCAGCCACAGCCCCCGCCAGCUGCCUUCAUCAAGCUGUGAGCUACACGGCAGGACCAGAGCUGCCGUGGGCAGAACGCAGGGGCCUUCCCCGGGGAAGGUGAGAUGACUGCUCUCUAUCACGCCAACACGGAGGAGGAAAGCCGGGCAGCUGGAGCGGACAAGACGAAAGAGGAGCCAGCUGGACCAAGAGCACGCUGCUGACAGCUCAGCUGUGCUCUUGACGGUGGAAUAGACGGCUCUGAGUGGAGCACGGCGUUUCUCCCAAGAAGAGAAAAAGAAACCCAGCAGGGUUUGGUGAUUGUACAAGACUCUUUCUCUGCUAAGGCAGCAUCACAAGCAGACCCUCGCCUCCCUGGGAAGGCAGACGGCUGGGACUGUGGCAGGUGUCUCUCCACUCACUGCAGACUUAGUGCCUUAGCUCUGCGCCCUGCCGCAGCCCUACCGAUGCCCGGGGCAGGGAUCAGCUGCUCGAGCAGACCUGGAGGUUGCCUGCCUGUGCUCCCAGCUCACGACGCCCUGCCCUCUCCGCUCCAGCCUAGCAUGUAUCUAUGGCCUUUGCUUCCUGUCCUUGGCUGGCCAGCCUUGGCCACAGCAGCUUCCCCUCGUCACCUUCCGCUGUGGCAGUGGGUUGUCACCUGCCAAGGUUCC